Molecule: messenger RNA, 921 nt
Organism: Neohortaea acidophila
Lineage: Eukaryota; Fungi; Ascomycota; Dothideomycetes; Mycosphaerellales; Teratosphaeriaceae
Exons: 1
Coding region: 1-921 (306 amino acids)
Source: RefSeq, a predicted model, not a curated record
AUGCCUGCUGAACGCCCUCGAUCACUGCCUUCAGAAGACACCCAGAACCCCGGAGCGGUCAGCGAGGAGCGACUGCUUGCGCAACCCGAGCCUUGCGUACAUCCGGCCCGGGCUGCAGCGGGCCCUCACCACCCUCAGCCUUCCCUACCACGCCAAGCACCACCAAGACCACAUCAUCCUCGACACCAACGGCAACACUCCCAGCGAGCGAAACCCCACGUCAUCACGAUCCCUCCGGGCAGCAGGGCACGGAUAGAAGAAUCCAAGCACGACUGGUCCGACGAAGAUCGGACCCCGUCGAACAGCUCGCACAGUUUCGGUGGCGACAUCGAGAAGAGAAGCCAUGACAUGAGCCACGGGUCGAGGCGCUCUCGAAGCUCGGGAGUGAUUACCGGCGUCCUGUUCGACGACCGAGAGGAUGUCGAGAACAUGCGCGACCCCGCCGCAAGCUCGGAAGCGGAGGAACACACCGUGCGCGUCCUCCUCUUCCUCUCCGGCCCCGUCGUUCUCCUCUCCUUCUUCAACGUCCUCUGGCUCCUCCUCGCCCUCCUCAUCACGGUCCUUUCGCAACCCUUGCGCCUCUGCUGGUCCGGCUGUACCUUCAGCCAACAACUCUCCGGCCUCCUGGCCCCAACUCUCAAUCUCCAACUGCGAGGAAUCUACACCGCCAUCACUCCUCCAUCUACGGCAACGGCCGGCCGCGUGUACAACACUUCCAUGAUGGUCGUUGUGCACCUCCUCUCGCCCUUUGUCAGCUUCGCCGUCAUGUUCGCAUCGUGGACACUGGCGAUCUACUGGCUGUCUUCCGCUAUGGUUGGCGAUCCCGCCGGCCAGGACAAGCGAGACGACGGCAAGGAGACGGUGUUGGCUCUGCGGAGCUGGUGGGAGCGGUGGCUGAUGCGGAGCUUUAAUCUACAGUAA